UUAUUCGCCAGGUGUUACAAUAUCAAAUGUUGCAUCAAACCCUUCCAUUAUAUCAGUGAAAAACUCCUUCGGCAUCCUCAAUGACCUCACAACGGAGACUAAUAAGACGUGUUAUAUAAGUCAAAUGAAACCAGUAAGAACUCGAAAACGGAAACAUAAGAAAAGAUUGUUAGUGUUAGCAGAUAGUCACGGACGAGAUAUUGGUUGGGAUUUAAAUCGCGAAUUUGAGAAAGACGGUUUUGAAGUGACCGUAAUUGCAAGAUCAGGGGCAAAUUUUAAAACAGUGACCCAUGACAUUGACAACUUCACUAAAGAUUUUAAUUUCGAUGACAGGGUGGUCGUACUGGCUGGAACAAAUGACAUAGUGAGUCACACACAACAGCCCACUGAACUUGAUCUUCAACCAAUCUUAGAAACGGCAAGGCGUACAAAGGUAUCAAUUGCGACUGUUCCAUACCGAUACGACAGACCGCUCAUGAACGUAAACGUAGCAAAACUGAAUGCAUGGCUGUCAGAACGGAUCUCAAAUAUUGAUGAGAUAGAACUUUUGGAGCUUUCAAAUUUUGAUAUAAGUGACUUUACUCGACACGGUUUGCAUUUUAAUAAAAGCAGGGGGAAGAUAAAACUCAGGAAACUGAUCAAAGAGCAUAUAACAGGCACUUCAACGUCAGAAGGUAGCGGAGAAACGGCGGAAGCUAGAGAUAUUUCAGCAUUGUCCAAUAGCGAUUUUUUAUAGGUUGUGAAGUAUUCCAUGUAAAUUGCCAGGGCCUCUUGAAUGCAAAGCUAGAUUUAGAAAUACUACUUUCUCGUAGAAAAUCUAAGAUUGACGUCUUAUGUCUUACCGAGCAUUGGCUUACUGAGAGCGAAUUGAACGUAUUAUCACUCCCUGGCUACAGACUCAUUACUCAGUACUGCAGAAAAAUUAAAAUUCGAGGAGGUUCAUGUAUUUUUGUAAGCAAUGAAUCCAUCAAAAAUGUUAAGAUUAG
Messenger RNA from Nilaparvata lugens (brown planthopper), 986 nucleotides. RefSeq lists its product as uncharacterized. The record is from RefSeq and is a predicted model, not a curated record. The transcript is spliced from 2 exons. Bases 125 to 736 code for a protein of 203 amino acids. Lineage: Eukaryota; Metazoa; Arthropoda; Insecta; Hemiptera; Delphacidae.